UAUCCUCACAUGGUGGAAGGGGUGAGUUAAUUCCUUCUUUAGAUCAUAUUUGUGGACUGAGAAAGCUCAGCAUGGAGAUAACGCUUUUCUGUCCCGGAGGCAGAAAUGUGUCAAAAGUUGAAGGGAAUUUAACCUUUUACGUUUACUGCUUCUAAUCGUUGAAGCUCAGAAAAUUCCAAACAGCACUUUUCAGUAGAACCUUCACUAUAUUAAACUCUCUUUUUUCCUUUGCAGACUCCCCACCCAUGUGGCCUUUUCAAAUAUGCCUUUGAGACAGAGAGUUCUAUGUGGAAGCUGAAAUGCCUGGAAGAUUUCUUGUUUCUGUCACUACUUUUCCUGCCUUUGUGCAUCUCUGCCUGAUUUCGAUGAUGUGACAUUCAGAGGGACACCUUCAUCCAAGUCUUUCUCCAACAAGACACAUCGGGCCAAAGAUUGCCCGUAUAAUUCAAGAUGGCUAGUCAGCCGCCAGAAGACGCUGCAGAGUCUCAGGUCUCGGACGAGCUCGAGUGUAAGAUCUGCUAUAAUCGAUACAAUCUGAAGCAGAGGAAACCCAAAGUGCUGGAGUGUUGUCACAGGGUUUGUGCCAAAUGCCUCUAUAAGAUCAUAGACUUCGGGGACUCCCCCCAAGGUGUCAUCGUCUGUCCCUUCUGCAGGUUUGAGACAUGCCUGCCAGAUGAUGAAGUCAGUAGCCUGCCCGAUGACAACAACAUCCUCGGGAACUUGACUUGUGGGGGCAAAGGCAAGAAGUGCCUGCCGGAAAACCCCACCGAGCUGCUGCUGACCCCCAAGAGGCUGGCCUCUCUCGUCAGUCCUUCUCACACUUCCUCCAACUGUCUGGUUAUAACCAUCAUGGAGGUGCAGAGAGAGAGCUCUCCGUCCCUGAGCUCCACUCCCGUGGUGGAAUUUUACAGGCCUACAAGCUUCGACUCUGUUACCACUGUGUCACACAACUGGACUGUGUGGAACUGUACCUCCCUGCUGUUUCAGACGUCCAUCCGGGUGUUGGUUUGGUUGCUAGGUUUGCUCUACUUCAGCUCCUUACCCUUAGGGAUCUACUUGCUGGUCUCUAAGAAGGUCACCCUUGGGGUCAUCUUUGUUAGCCUUGUCCCUUCAAGCCUGGUUAUUCUGAUGGUGUAUGGUUUUUGCCAGUGUGUGUGCCAUGAAUUUCUAGACUGUAUGGCACCUUCUUAAUCGAUAUGCAAACUAAGAAACUUGACACACAUUGCCAUGUUUCAAAGUUAGGCAAUUUAUCUUAUAUUUUACGUUCUCCGUGAUUAGUGUUCAUGACACGUUCUAAGCCGUUGGCCCUACGUCUGUGGUCCAUUUUCCAUCAGGUGUCGACGCAGUUGGUUUUCCUGUGUGCUGGAUACAGGUGUCCAUUUCUAGUUAGGUGUUAGCAGAGAAGCAAAAAUGCGUAAGCUAAGACUUCAUGGAGCUCUUUGCACCAGUCUUCCCAGAGAAAGGGCAGAAUUUCCCUCAGCCCUGCUAGACAGACACUAAGGGG
Molecule: messenger RNA, 1504 nt
Organism: Miniopterus natalensis
Lineage: Eukaryota; Metazoa; Chordata; Mammalia; Chiroptera; Miniopteridae
Source: RefSeq, a predicted model, not a curated record